AUUCAUGAUUAGUAAAAUCUAUUCCCAAGAAUGAAGUGUUUAAAGGGAGUCCUCUUCAUAUUCAACCUGCUUAUAUGGUUGUCAGGGUGCACUGUAAUGGUGAUCGGAGCAUGGUUACUAAUGGAGCCGAGCAAAGGACAUUUGCUUAAUAUCUUCGCCCCUCACGCAAUUCCCACGGAAACAAUUUAUUUUGUGGCCUACAGCCUCCUCGCAACCGGCUUCACGAUACUGAUCGUUAGUUUUUUCGGCUGUCGUGUAGCCCUACGAGAGAGCCACUGCAUUCUCGUUAUUUAUAUGAGCCUGUUAAUAAUUCUGAUCGUUACUGAGUUGGUGACGGCUGCUGUCCUCGGCAUAAUGAUGUAUCGAGCGUUGUCAGGGUUGGAGGUCAGGCUGAUGGAGCGAAUGUCUGAAUAUUACGGGUACAACGUUUCCAGUGACGUCAGCUUCACUCAUAGUCUUGAUUAUGCUCAAUACAAGUUCAACUGCUGUGGUAUCUACAGCGAUAGGGAUUAUAAUGGCACAGCCUGGUGGCGAGAAAGUCACUUUUCCGGGGGGAAGAGGCAAGUGCCCCUAACCUGCUGCAUAUUUAAGGAAGCCGAGAUUAAAAAUACUGGUAGCCCAAUGAGCGUCGUUUCAAGGGUAUUUUAUAAAAAUAAUGAAAAACCAUGGCUUUACCCACAACUUAAAGAUGAGUCUGCCUGUCAAUCGCAAGAUGCAACAGUCCAUGAAAGAUUCAGGCAUAAAGAAGGCUGCCUCGAUAAGGUAAAAAAUUGGAUUCAAUAUGAAAGCUUAGUGGUUAUUCUUUUUGGUGUAGUAUUUGCAAGUGCUCAGGCUAUCGGUAUAAUUAUAUCGGCGUUCCUUUGUCGACGCAUCAUGAACAUGCAGACUGGAUAA
This is a messenger RNA of Ceratosolen solmsi marchali, 894 nucleotides long. Its product is annotated as tetraspanin-11. The record is from RefSeq and is a predicted model, not a curated record. The transcript has 8 exons. Bases 31 to 894 code for a protein of 287 amino acids. Gene Ontology annotation, cellular component: plasma membrane. NCBI's taxonomy places the organism in Eukaryota, Metazoa, Arthropoda, Insecta, Hymenoptera, Agaonidae.